Neocloeon triangulifer is the source of this 732-nucleotide messenger RNA. RefSeq lists its product as uncharacterized. NCBI's taxonomy places the organism in Eukaryota, Metazoa, Arthropoda, Insecta, Ephemeroptera, Baetidae. The record is from RefSeq and is a predicted model, not a curated record. Bases 42 to 554 code for a protein of 170 amino acids. The transcript has 3 exons.
GACUAGAGAAAGAGAAAGAUUAGUUGUCUCCAGAGUGCAAAAUGGCAAACAACGGGAAAAUUGCGCUUCCCUGCUUGCUUUCAAUUUUGAACAGGUUCAAUGGACCGCAUGAUGAUGUCGCGGAUCUGUUCAAGCAAGUAGCGGACAUAGAAAAUGUUCCAUCGGAGCAUAGGUUUAUCCACGGCUUUUGCAAAAUAAUGGAAAUUCCCCCUCUUUUGAUUGGGGAUGUGGUCGAUGGUAAACUCCAGGGAAUCUCUAUGGCGGUGAAAAUGAUGGGGAUGCAUGAAAUGCCUUACGAAACUCUGAUCACCGAGCUUCGCCAAAUGGACAUCAACUCGCAUGUCGCACAGAUUUACAUGCACGCUCUUGGGGAAAAGAGUUUGAACGAUGGAAAUCACGUGCCGGAGAACAUCAUCCAGGACUUUGCCCUCAUACUCUGGAUUUCAAAGAAAUACUUCACAGACAGAAAAAUUGCUGAGCAGGAAUACAAGGCGAUAAGUCCACUUUUCCCAUUUGUUGAAUUGUUGGAAGCAAACGACGCCGCCACUACAUGAAGAGCAAAUUGCUUUUUCACCUGGAAAAGAGCAGUCAGGAUCGAUCUGCUCAACUGUGAUCCCCUGGCCACUUCACAACUCUCGGUUGCAAAAAUAAGAUUCUGGAUUUUACUUUGAAAAUGUAAUUUCAGGUUUAGCUGCAAAAUUUAGUGAAAUAAAAACUCAUAAAAAUAACUAA